AUGGAUGACCAUGAGUGCAUGAACCAACUGGCCGACCUCCCGGGCUCCGCCGCCCCGCCCCCCUCUCCCGUGCUGCUGGUGGACCCGCCGUCAGGUCCAAAUCACAGAACCGUCUCUCUGUUUUCACCCCGUCCCCCCGACGACCAAGCCCUGGGCCAAGCCGCCGUGCCGUGCCCCACAACCGUCCUCUGGCCGCCGGGCCCCGCCCCGCCCAGGGUAAAGUCCGCACCCCGGCCCCGGCGACCGUCGGCCUCUCUCCCCCCGGCCCAGGCCGCCCGCUCCCCGGCAUCCGCCCCGCCGGGGCCCCGCAGACGCCCAGCUCGCGGCAGCUCUCGGACCUUUGCUCGGCCCCUGGUUCUCCCAGCAGCUCCGCCGAGCUCGCCCCAGACACCCCAUCCCGGGAGCGGCAUCCGGAGUCCCCAGAAAGGAGGCGGCUCAGGCCCCUCCUACGUCCCUCCAGGUCCGCCUGGACACCGGCAGCGAGCGCGGGCCACGCUGGUUCGCACGACCAGCCUCUUCUCCGCCGAGCCCAGAAGCGGGGCCUGA
Talpa occidentalis (Iberian mole) is the source of this 546-nucleotide messenger RNA. RefSeq lists its product as uncharacterized. Lineage: Eukaryota; Metazoa; Chordata; Mammalia; Eulipotyphla; Talpidae. Bases 1 to 546 code for a protein of 181 amino acids. The transcript is spliced from 3 exons. The record is from RefSeq and is a predicted model, not a curated record.